CCAUUUCCUACUACCAGGACCGCGAGGGGCUGACCUCGGUCUUCUCUGACGGACGCGAGGUCCCGCCAGUUUCUAAGGAGCCGAAGGUCACGACUCCGUGGGGGCGGAAGGCGGGGAGAAGACUGACUGUGGGAUUGGCCUGGUCGGGUGCACCGACCGGGCUCCCAGCGAGCAGCCCCCGCCCUGGCAACCGCCGUGGCAGCGCCUGGAGAGUGCGGAGAAGCCGCUCCCCAACUUCGCGGCCGGUGGAAGGGGUGGGGUCAGGGACAGUCUUCUCCGCCCCGUCGGUUUCUGCCUUGACGGCUCAGCCUGCUUCCAGGGCAGCCAUAGCCAUGGUGACCCCCGAGGCUAUAAAGCCAGGUAUCUAGGAGGGCGGUGGCUCCCGCGCCGCUGAGCCCCCCAAGUAAGGAGCAAGCGCCCCGGCGUGGCCCGGCCCCCGCGAGAGGGGCGGAGGCGGAGGAACGGCGCCAGCAGCUUGAGGAGCGGCGCGCCCGCCAGGGCUGGAGGCAGGCGUGCACGACGGGCGCCACCUUCUCAGCAGGGGAGCGGGGGCUGCCCGGGGUGCGGGUGAGUGGCGCUGCUCCAAGCCACGAGGGACUGAGGGGGGCCGGACGCGGGGAAAGCAGCGGGAGAGUCAGGAGGGGGCCCAGCUUCGGCUCCCGUAGUCUUCUUGGGGGCCAGGCGCUGAGCCCAGAGCAGCGAGUAACCUACACCUCCAGGCGGGAAGCCCAGGGAAGGAGCAGCGAGACGCCAGGCGUGCGACCCAGGAGCCGCGGGAGCUGCGGGGCGAUAAGUGUGGGAACCUCAAGACCCUCGGUCGCAGCCACCCACGCGCUGAGGGAGCCGUACCAGAGCACCGGAGGGGACAAGAACCCGGCCGGGCGCGGGAACAGGGGCGCCCCCGUGCGGAGCUGCCGGGCCGCCUGGGCGCGGCGGCCAGGGCCAUGCUCAAGCCCAAGGACCUGUGCCCCCGAGCGGGUACGCGCACUUUCCUGGAGGCCAUGCAGGCGGGCAAAGUGCACCUGGCCCGCUUUGUGCUGGACGCGCUGGACCGCAGCAUCAUCGACUGCCGCGCGGAGCAGGGACGCACGCCGCUCAUGGUGGCUGUGGGGCUGCCGGACCCUGCGCUGCGCGCACGCUUCGUGCGGCUACUAUUGGAACAGGGUGCGGCGGUGAACCUGCGGGACGAGCGCGGCCGCACCGCCCUCAGCCUGGCGUGCGAGCGCGGCCACCUGGACGCCGUGCAGCUGCUGGUGCAGUUUAGCGGGGACCCUGAAGCGGCGGACUCCGCGGGCAACAGCCCUGUGAUGUGGGCGGCGGCAUGCGGCCAUGGGGCUGUGCUCGAGUUCUUGGUGCGCUCUUUUCGCCGACUCGGCCUGCGCCUCGACCGCACCAACCGUGCGGGGCUCACAGCGCUGCAGCUGGCCGCCGCUCGCGGCCACGGGACCUGCGUGCAGGCCCUCACUGGGCCUUGGGGCCGCGCAGCCGCCGCGGCGGCGGCUCGGGGUUCCAACUCCGACAGUCCCCCCGGUCGUCCGGCUCCCGCGCCCAGCCCUGAGCGCCGACGACCCAGCCCCCGCCGCCUACCGCGGCCUCUCCUAGCGCGCUUUGCGAGAGCGGCUGGCGGUCAUGGGCACGGAGGCGAAGCUGGCCCAGGGGGCAAAAGCUCGGGCCGGCACCGGGCUCAGGGCAGCGAGCGGCCUGAGCUGGGCCGGAGCAUGAGCCUGGCGCUGGGUGCUGUGACCGAGGAGGAGGCUGCUCGACUGCGGGCGGGAGCCCUGAUGGCCCGACCACACUCGCCCCAGUCUUCGGGGACUGGGCGGUGGCGUUCCCAGGAGGUGCUGGAGGGAGCGCCCCCAACCUUAGUGCAACCCCCUAUUGGGCUUAGUCCCCACCCAGAGGUCGACCCCGGCUCUGGCCGCUUGGGUUUGCGCCGACGUUCCACAGCUCCAGACAUCCCCAGCCUGGUUGGGGAGGUAUCAGGGCCUGAGAGUGGGCCAGAGUUAGAGGCCAACGCCCUUGCCCACUCGGUGCCAGUAUCUCAGCCUUGGGAGGCCGGCACGGAGGCUGUGGUGCUGCAUGCUCAACAGUAAACAGCGCGGAAGCUGACACCUGCUUCCCUCCACUCCCCCUUCCCUGGACCACUGGGAUUUUCACUUUCUUGCAGGUCCCUCACUUUCCUGGCAUUUUCCCGCCUGUGAUCCCAGAACCUGUCCCCACUGCAAAGGCAAGACUUCUACCAGCCCUUUCUCUGAAACAGACCCCUAUCUUCUUUUUUUGUGCUUGUUGGUGUUCCCUGCCUAGGACUAUCAGUUUCCCUAAGGUCUCCCUUUGCUGUCCUGGAAGGUGAGGAGUAGAAGAUGGGUUCCAUAGGCUACAGCUUCCAGCCAAGAAGAGAGACCCCUUUUCCUCAGCCCUAUGACUCAGUUCUGAAUACUGCUGGCUUCUGGCUGGUCACCUCCCCUUUACCGGUUUUCCUAAACCCUGGCAGCCAUGCAGGAAGAAGAGUCGACUCAUGGAACAAAGGCCUAGCCUGCCUCCUUUACCUAGUGAUGCAGACAGUAAUGCUGCACCCCACCCAAUUCUUCCUCCCCUUUAAGUGUGGACACCCGUUGCACCAACUACGACCUCGGAGCCAUUCUGGUCUGGGGGCGCUAAUCAGGAAAGAAACUGGGGGUAAAGUUUUUUUUUUGAGAAAGUCCUUCCUCCAGGCAAUGAAAGCAUAUUUUGCGAGUGGGAGAGCCCCUGGUGUUGAAUGCCAGUCGUCCCUUGAAACAGCUUCUGGGUAAUUCCAGCUGCCUCUGCCUUCACAGCAUUUGCAGACCCAAGAUCCAACUUCACUGACAAUGUGGGGUCAUUGCCCCACACCAACCCCUAACCAGCCCAGCUCCAGGCUCCUGAGCCAGCCUGUUCUCACCUCGGGGCAGGCAUUUGAGUUCCAUCUUUGAGGUCUCAGCCCUUGUGGCCCAGCCUUUUUUCCUCUCACUCUGAGGCUUGAAAUGGAAAGGAUUUAGCACUUCCCCCGCCCUCACCGCCUCCCAGCUCCCCCAUCCUGCACGUGGGUGCUACAACAGGGUGGAACGGUUGCAAAGGCUUUGCUUAAUUGUAUUUCUCCCAAUCAUCAAAGAACUCGUGUUUUGAGUCUUUGUAUAAGAAGCAGAAAACAGCGGGUCUGAUCCGAGGCUUAAGAACCUGACAAUGUCUCUUUAAAUAGAAGCUCUGCGAGGGGGAUAAUUGACUCAAGUGUUUGCCACGUUAAACGGCGGCGCGCGGGAGUUGGGAAGCCCACACGAGCCGCAGGUCCGGGUUUAAAUUACAUCAAACUUCAGUGAGAGCUGGAAGGGGGCUGUUAAACGGCUCCUGCUUCUUGCUGGGCCGUUAAUGGAGGGCAGAGAGGAUGAUGGAUGCUAGAGGUCGAGACCAAGGACCCCUGCCUCUGCCACAGCGCGUGGGAAGCAGCCCCGGACCAGCUUCAUUACAGAGCAGAUUAGUCAGAGGCAACCGCGGAGAGGUGGUUAAAGGCCCUUUUCCGGCCUGGUCCUUUGUCCCCUCCUUUCCCGCCCCCGCCCUCUUCCUGAUAGCUUAGUGAGGAAGGUCUAGGGGAUCUGGCGAAUCUCGCGUUCUAGGACCGUGCGGAAACGCUAGCGCAGGUAUUUGGGCGCUUAGCCCGCGGGUUGGCGGCGCGUGGGGGCCUUUUGGGAGCCCCCGAAGGUUUGAACGUGCAGCCACUCACCUAGUCGUGAUGGGGUCUUUUCAAGACGUCGUUGAUCAGUCAGCCUUUGCAGAACGAAAGUUUUCUCAGCAGUAACUCUAAGGGAACUGCGAAGUUCCUCUGCGAGAAUCACCCCUGAGAAGACGCUGGCCCUGGGGUGUGGGGUAGGCGUUGAGGAGAGGGCCUGGAGUAGGUGUCAGACACCUCCCAAAUCCUUCCAGUCUUAUAGGGUCAGAGAGGCCGCGCGAGCCCCUCCGCUGCACGUGAUCUCUAGUGCCCCCUGGUGGCAGCAUUACCCUCUCCUCGUUGCGCCCUGGCUCGGAGUUCAGGCUCCAGGUUUUAUUUGGGAAUCUCCGCUGUGUACUUCUCACUCCGUGUGCAUUUACCCCUGGAAUCCUCAUCCUCUUGUAGUACAUUAAAUCCGGAUACUUGAAGUCGUUCCACAGCAGAGAAAUGAGGGAUAAUGAACAAAAUACUUGCGUUUGGAGUAGCAGGAGCCCAGACCCUUCACUAAGGACCCCAGGAUCUUCCAAGUUAUGGCUCCUGUGUCCUGAGAGCUCCUGAAAAAACUGGAACUUCCAACUUCUCCCGUAUGAUUUCUGAACUUUAGGACCUGCUGAUCAUGCAUUUCCUUCUGAUGAGAUUUGCUUUUGUUUCUAGAGUGUUUUGCCUUUCCUCCACUCCUUUCUUCCCAAACAUCUGCCUCUACUCAGUCCCACUGUCUGGGUGGUGGGUGAACAAUACUGAAGAACCCGAAAAGCCAGAGGGAGAGGACCUAGGAGAGGAUAAUUGGACACCCCAAGUAUAAACUCUUUUCCGAUCCUUGCUUGCUCACUAUUCCCAUUCCAACUGUGUUUAAUUUUCAUGAAGUUUUUAAUGGUGUAAGAAUACAAGUAUUUUGGCUUCUUCAAAAUG
This is a messenger RNA of Manis javanica (Malayan pangolin), 4627 nucleotides long. It is a transcript of the gene ANKRD63, whose product is annotated as ankyrin repeat domain 63. Gene Ontology annotation, molecular function: protein binding. The record is from RefSeq and is a predicted model, not a curated record. Lineage: Eukaryota; Metazoa; Chordata; Mammalia; Pholidota; Manidae.